AUGAGUUCGUCAUUCCUAGAAUUGGGAUCGGCUGAUUCAUCGGAAGCGGCGGCUCAGAAAGUAGCCCAGCAUAUCGAAUAUGCCGCGGAUACCGCUGACAUCUUCGAUAAGCUCACCCAAAAUGGUACAACACCCGUGUCUGGAUUAGGCGAGAAAUUCUAUGUCAAAGGGGAUCCCGAGUUUUUGUGCACGCGGAAAAUCCCGAUUCCCGGUGAAUUACAAAUGCAAAUGAAUAACGUUCAUUCGCAGUUCAGCAUGGGAUUUUUCACGGAAAUUAGUCGUGUAUGGGUUGUAAUCGACAAUAAUUUAUAUAUGUGGAAUUAUGAUACGAAUGACGAUUUGGCGUUUUUUGAUAAUUCCGACACAACUAUAAUGAAGGUUGCUCUCACAAAAAUGAAGGCAGGCGUGUUUGAAGCAGGCGUGCAAUACGGACUUGUUGUCGGAACUAUCAGCGAAAUUCUUUUAUAUCCCGUAUUCGAAGUUGAAGAAGGUGGACGUUCCAGCAUUAUCGUAGAUAGCAAUAGAAGAUUCCGGGUUUCACUUGACGGUGCUGUCAUUAAUGACAUUGUACACACCGCUAAUGGGCGAAUUUUCUAUAGUGCAAAUGAUCGGCUUUUUGAGUUUUAUUAUGAGAAACAAGACGGAUGGUUUGGAACCAGCCACAAAUGCAAGGCGAUAAAUCAAACUGCCACAAUUUUAGGAACAUUAAUCCCUGCACUGUUUUUCGGUAAUACCAAAGAAGGUCUUGAUCAAAUUACUGUAGAUCGUUCAAGGAAUAUACUGUACUGUCUUGGAAAAAUGGGAACAAUUAUUGUUUUCGAUUUGGGUGCUGAUGGAGAAGGAUGCACCAAAGUGUGCAGUGUGCCAUCGUCGAAAAUUGCGCAUGAAGCUAACCUUCUUACUCAAUACGGCCACGAUGAGUCGACGUUUAAAAAUAUUGUGUCAAUUCGCGCUAUUGAAUCCAAUCAGUCAUCACAAAUUAACUUGGUUGCCACCACCGUUAAAGGAGUUCGAAUGUACUUAUCGGUACUUACACGAAAUGUGAAUUCGAAUGUCAACAUUAUUGGUGGAUCCAAGAACGUGAUCCAAUCCGAAGUCCGUCCGCAAUGUUUGCGUGUUGCCCAUGUUCGAUUUGCUCCCGGUGUAACACCAACGAGUAUUUACGGAGAUGGUCCGAACGGAGUCUCAUUUGCCUAUGUCAAUGAAACAUUCUGCGCUAUGGCAACCGCCAACAGUCACAGUAUUUAUGUGUUCUCCAACUUUUUCUAUCCUACAGCGCGAACUUUUAUUGAGUCUGCGACGGACUGUGAAGUAUCGGGGCACGUUUGGGAGAUUGAAACGGUUACACAUCAGCGGAUUCAGAAGCGACCUCCUUUGCCAGGAGUUGUUGAGAAUGUGAGACCUCAUUCUUUUUAUAGAUCCCAGCUUGAGGAUAACGCCAAACUGCUUGUUUGCUCGAAUGAAGGAGUUUUUGAAUAUACUCAUUUGAACGCUGUUGAUGCUCUUCGAGAUGCUCUUUUUGAUGGAGGUGUCGAAGGAAAAGCGACUCUUAAGUUGUGGCAAAAGCUUGGCUCCACCGAAAUGCUAGUUUUGGCGUUACGAAUUUUGGCUAGCAACGUUCCACUAGAUGAGAGAAUAAAAAACAAGGCUGAACAAAUUUUGUAUAGUCUCAAAGAAGCUCCAGAAAUUGUUGAAAACGAUCAGAUGGAAUCGGAAUCUGUUUGGUCACCAAAUGAAAGUAGUAUUGCUGAUUGGAAGAAUAAAAUGAAAUCUCCCCUUCUUUCAUCAACUCCUAGAACUACAGAUUUUGGACAUAAAACUGCAUACAACUCGCCGUUUUCGCCUAUGUUGAGUACGUCUAUGACGAGUGGAGCAAAAAACAUGCGAAUGUCACCGUCGAGAAGACAUGACGCACUUUUCUAUUAUUUCUCUCGCUUGGUUGCUCCAAUGUGGAAUGAUACGAUUUGCGAAGUUUUCAAUGGAAAGCAUCUCCGUAUUACUUUCAACCCAACUCACUUGAUCUUGAUGAAAGAUGAAGUAUCAACAUUGGGGAAACUCAUGGAUGACUAUCGAUUGGUUCCUUCUGUUGACUUCCAAAGUCAUGUUACAAAUCCAACCGAUAUUCUGAACGCUGAAGCAUAUUCGUUGGAACGACAAUCGCUUAUGGGUUUACGCAAGCUGGUUGAGGCCACCGUGGAGACAUUAUCGCUCUGGAUUCUCGCUUUUGAAUACAAUUUGGAAGCUAUUUCGUUUGGUAUGAAUCCUGCAAUUCUUCCCAAUUUUGCCGGUCGAAAAUUAUGCCAAUUAGUCGCCGAUGGAAGUAAUCUAAAUGCUGAAUUGAUUCGCGCUAUGAUAAAGUAUUUCCUUGGAGAUGAAGCAGGAACGAAACAACUCUCUGAAAAUUUGAGAUCUAUGUGUCCUAACCUAUAUUCUGAGGAUGAUGCUUGUGUAACUCAUGGAAUGGAACAGCUCGAAGCUGCGAAAAAACUUGGAGCAGGAGCAUCUCGGCGUCGCCUCGUAACUGCGGCCGUCGACAUGUUCAAACAAUCAAUUGGCAAGGUGGUGCUCUCCUCGACAUGCCAACAGCUCGCAGAAACUGUCGGGGCGUACGAAGAAGUCGUUGAAUUGUGUCUUAUGCGUGCUAACAAAGAUGAUCCGAAGCAAUUGGCGUUAUUGGCUUAUAAACAUGGAAGAAACGGAGCCGAUACGGAAAUGAGAGUCGCUGAAAAGAGAAGAGCUGACUGCUACAAAGUGAUCACUGAUGAGCUCGAUCGCCUGGAAGAAGAAGCUUCGACUCUUCACGGCGCUCACAGCGACGCUGCUCUCAAUCGUGAUUUGAUGAUCACUGCGGUAAUGAAUUCGGAGGAUCAACUUGCACAUGCUGCGAUAUUCCGUUGGCUGCUUAGCAAAAACAAGACAAACGUCAUUCUUCAGAGCAAAUCGCCAUACAUUGAGUUCUUCCUUAUACAGGAAAUCAAUACUGGUCGCGGUCAAAAAUAUUUCGAUUUGUUGUGGAGAUUCUACGAAAAGAGCGGAAGCUAUGAGAAGGCGGCGAAAUUGUUGAGCAAAUUAGCCGAGAAUGAGAACUACGAAAUCUCGUUAUCGCAGCGUUGUGCUUAUCUUUCGCAUGCGAUUAUGUGCGCACAAUCAUGCAAAGAUACUGCUGUUACGGAAAACAUUGAAGAAUUGAGGGAUCGUUUGGAAGUUGCCAACAUUCAACUAAGCAUUAAGGAAGCGUUGGAUUGUCCUUCAACACGAAACAAGGAGAUUGUCAAACUACUCGAUGGUCCGAUAAUGUCGCUCCAAGACCUGCUUGUUCGCUAUGUGCUUCCUUUCAAACUUCACAAAAUUCAACUGUCAAUCUACUAUUGCGCCAACAUGUACGUAGAAGAACGGAUUUUCGAAACAUGGGAGAAUAUAAUUCAAGAAGAGUUUGCGACGUCGCAGAAUGAAUCGUCAUUGUGUGAAAAUUUGAUGCGCACAAUUGGUGAUUUAAAUGCGAUAUACAGAGAAACCAACUACUUCCCAAAAGAUUUCAUUAUUCGGCGAGUCUUGGAAAUCGGUUCCGGUGGAAUAACAGCUUCUCAGCGCAUAGUUCUCCCCACAUCUUUCUAUCCACCUUUUUGUAAACAUAUCGAAAUAACUCAUUUGGAAUUCCUUAAAAUUGCCUCUGAUGAAUUCAGAAGUGGUGGUGAUGCUUGGUGGACACAAAACGAAAGAGGACAAGAAUAUAUCACGCAAGUUGUGAAACGCAUGGCAAAAGCUGUCAUCCAGGAUCUCGAGUCAAAUCCAUUGACGAAGAACAAAAAAUCUGUUGCCAAUGAGUGUAUCACCCAUAUUCUUCCGUUCAUUCGCCGUGCUUGCGACGUUUCUUCUUCCCAGCAAAUCCAGACAAUAGGGGCUGAGCUCACCGCCAUUCAGCACCGUCUGACCGCUUUUUCUUCGUAA
This is a messenger RNA of Caenorhabditis bovis, 3948 nucleotides long. NCBI's taxonomy places the organism in Eukaryota, Metazoa, Nematoda, Chromadorea, Rhabditida, Rhabditidae. The record is from the annotation of a GenBank genome assembly.